Molecule: messenger RNA, 1381 nt
Organism: Pyricularia oryzae 70-15
Lineage: Eukaryota; Fungi; Ascomycota; Sordariomycetes; Magnaporthales; Pyriculariaceae
Exons: 2
Coding region: 190-1284 (364 amino acids)
Molecular function (GO): hydrolase activity
Source: RefSeq, a predicted model, not a curated record
UCCGUGCGCAACGUCCGCCCGAUUUACCUCGGCAAGUUAUAGAGCGUCAUCAUCAAACUUAUCAGACUCCGUUGUGUUGAUCCCAUUCCGGACAAAUCUCAUCUCGUUCCACAUUUGCAUUAAGAGCAAGAGCGUUUGUGCUGCCAUCCCAACCCCAAAUAAGCUCCUGAAAAUCAGCCAAAAUCAGCCAUGGACUUUUCCAAAUACGGCCCCGCUGAUCCAGAAUGGACGGCCUACGCCGCCACCCUCCCGCCGCGCCCGACCUUUGACAGCCAGGACGCAGAAAAGGCCCACUAUAACGGCUUGCGCGAGAAGCUGGCGGCGGCGGGAAUCGCGGCAUUUGAUGGCAAGAUUGUCACGCACGACUACACCAUCCCCACGCGCGACGGCGCCUCCAUCCCCGCCCGGACGUACCGGCACAAGGACCACGAGGCCACCCAGGGGCCCGGCGCCGUGUACAUCCACCUGCACGGCGGUGGCUUCUUCUUCGGCACGCUGGCGUCCGAGGACGGCAUCUGCUCCCGCAUCACCGCCGACACGGGCGCGCUGGUCCUCAACGUAGACUACCGCCACACGCCCGAGUUUGCCUACCCGACCAUGUACCACGACGUCCAGGAUGCGUUUGCCUGGCUGCACCAGCAGAUUGCUUCCGACGAUCCGGUGCUUGGCGGCGGUCGCUUGGACCCGAAAAAGGUUGUCAUCGGCGGCAUCUCGGCCGGCGGGCAACUGACGGCGUCGCUGGUCGUUGCGCACCACGUCAAACUGCCGGGCUGCGAGAUCCUGCAUGACCUCCCCGCACCAGCAGGCCAGGUGCUGAUGAUCCCGCCCGUCGUGGCCCCGCAACACUACGAAAAGAUCCAAGCGGCACUCGCCGGUCCCAGUUCGAUGGUCGAGUGCGCAGAGGCGCCCGUGAUCCCAGCGUGGAGGAUAAAGUUCUUCAUGGACCUGAAGUUUGGGGACGUCGAGCCUGGGCCCGAGGACUUUGUGGUGAGCCCCGGCAACGUGCCGGUCGAGAAGCUCAAGGGUCUUCCACCAACAACAUUUGGAGUGUGCGGGAUGGAUCCGCUGAGGGACGAGGCGCUCGUGUGGGCAAAGUGGUUGACGGAGCAGGGCGUACCGACCAACAUUCAUGUCAUCCCUGGUUUCCCCCACGGAUUCAGGGCUAACGGUGCCAGGCUGUCCGAGAAGGCGUGCAAGCGCUGGGACGACAUUAUGCAUGGUGGUAUCAAGUGGGCAUUGUCGGAGCCCAAGGCAACUGGCGUUUUUGAGAUAAAAGAGCAGUGAAAGCCUCGGGCGAUGCGGAACUACCCGUUGUAAACAGGUAACACAAUCAAUAUUUGACAAAGAAAGUUAAUGACCUUGAUCAAAGAGAUCUUGACCC